UUUUUACUGUUCUGAUUGAAUUUGAAUACUUCUUUAUUAUUGGAUAAUUUUCUUCUUCAGGAACAAGCUACCCUUUUGGCGUUCGAAGGCUUCGAUCCAAUAGCCGAUGCUGCUGAGUUAAGGAAUGCUAUGGAAGGGUUAGGAACUGAUGAACAACCAAUGAUUGAUAUCUUGGCUCAUCGUACUGGUUCCCAAAGACAAGAGAUUGCUCUUUCUUACAAAACUCAGUUUGGCCAGGAUCUGAUUGAAGAUCUGAAGAGCGAACUAAGUGGAAACUUUGAGGAUGCUCUAGUGGCCCUCUUGACACCCCUCACCGAAUAUCUGGCCUCUGAACUAAACAAAGCUCUAUCAGGACUUGGGACCAAGGAAGAUACACUAAUUGAGAUACUGUGUACCAGAAGAAAUGAUGAGAUUAAAGCUAUCACCGAAACGUAUGAAAGAUUGUUCGAGAGAAGCUUGGAAGACGACAUCAAGAGCGAUACUUCAGGAGAUUUUGAGAGACUUAUGGUCUCCAUGACAACAGCUGGACGAGAGGAAGGGCCAGCCGACCCUGAUCAAGCUAGGACAGAUGCAGAGGCCCUGCACGAAGCUGGCGUGGAGAAGUGGGGAACAGAUGAGUCUACUUUUAACUCUGUCAUGUGCUCUCGCAGCUACCCACAUCUUCGUAGGGUGUUCUGGGAGUAUGAACAAAUAGCUGGUCAAUCCAUCUUGGAUGCUAUUGACAGUGAAAUGUCUGGAGAUUUGAAGACAGGGAUGCUGACACUUGCUAAAUGUGUUGACAAUAUUCCACUGUACUUUGCGGAAAAGCUUCACAAGGCUAUAGAGGGUGCGGGCACAGAAGAUCAAGUCCUUGUUAGAAUCAUCACUACCCGAUGUGAAAUUGAUAUGAUUCAGAUUAAACAUGAAUAUAAAAAACUGUAUGAUAAAUCACUGGAGGAGGCAGUUAGUGAUGACACGUCUGGAGACUACCGAAAGCUUCUGGUCACCCUUGUUGAAGAUAUUUAACAACUUGCUUCAUCCUUCCCUCCUUCCAGGAGGAUUAUACUCAAUUUGCAUACUUUAAGCAAAAUUCCAUAGGUGCAAGUAAUAGCAAAGCUUAUAGUAGUUUCACAGUCUGCCAUUAAAUAAGUUUACAUCUGUUUUGUUUUUAUACUUUGUUGUUGUUUUUUUUCUUCAAUUUAAUUUGGUAAUUUCUAAACUGUUUCAUAACUUUAUUUGUUAUUAACGAAAUCAAGUAACUUAGUAUCCUUUUUAUUGGGCUUUGAAUCUUUAUAUAUGUUUAUGUUUAAAUGUACGUUCAUUAAUAGCUAUGUUUUAAAGAAUGUGUUUGAAAAUAUUGGAAGAUUUUUUUUUCACUUUCACAAGAAUGGCAUUGUUUAUGAAUUCAGUCUGUACAGUUAAUGCAAAGUUGAAAAUUGUCUUGGGAAUAUUUAAUUUUUGAGUCAUUGCAAUAAAGUUUUUGUGCACCCACACAAAUUGAAA
Molecule: messenger RNA, 1482 nt
Organism: Limulus polyphemus (Atlantic horseshoe crab)
Lineage: Eukaryota; Metazoa; Arthropoda; Merostomata; Xiphosura; Limulidae
Product: annexin A4-like
Exons: 9
Coding region: 130-1005 (291 amino acids)
Cellular component (GO): cytoplasm
Molecular function (GO): calcium-dependent phospholipid binding; calcium ion binding
Source: RefSeq, a predicted model, not a curated record